AUGUUAUUAAGCAAGGCUGUUGCUCUUUCUAUUUUGACAGCAUUGGGUGUCCAAGCUUUGGUCAUUCCAUCUGCUGAACAAGUUGUUGAUAUCUUCAAGACCGAAGUUGGUGAGAUUGCUGAACAAGCAAACGGUAUUGCUGGUGAAGUGUUGGCAAAGUUGAAGAUUGACUUGUUACCAAACUCUGUUCCAUUACACGUUCAAGAAAACAGAGAUGUGUUGCCUCAUAAGUACAUUAUUGUUUUCAAGGAUGGUACUUCUAAAGAAGAGAUGCUGUUCCACCAAGAAUGGGUUGCUUUGGAACAUUUUAAUUCUUUGGCUGACGAUUCUGCUCCUCAUGUUCAACAAUUCUUGAGUAUUGUGCCUGAAGGUAUCAGUACUCAAGGUGGUAUUGAACAUGUUUUUGAUAUUGAAAACUUUAUGUCUGGUUAUUCUGGGUACUUUUUACCAAGCACUAUUGAAAUGAUUAGAAGACAUCCAAAUGUUAAAUUUGUUGAACAAGAUUCAAUUGUUCGUGCUAAUGAAUUUGACAUUGAAAAGGGUGCUCCUUGGGGUUUGGCUAGAGUUUCUCAUAGAGAACCAUUGUCUUUGAACUCAUUCAACCAAUAUUUGUAUGAUUCUGAAGGUGGUGAAGGUGUUACCUCAUAUAUCAUUGAUACUGGUAUUAAUGUCAAGCACACUGAAUUCUCUGGUAGAGCCACCUGGGGUGCUACUAUUCCUACUGGUGAUGAAGAUGUUGAUGGUAAUGGUCAUGGUACUCAUUGUGCUGGUACCAUUGCUUCUGAUACUUAUGGUGUUGCAAAGAAGGCUAAUGUAGUUGCAAUUAAGGUUUUGAGAUCCAAUGGUUCGGGUUCUAUGUCCGAUGUUGUUAAGGGUGUUGAAUUUGCAGCCAAAUCCCAUCAAGAUGCUGUUAAAUCAGGUAAGAAGGGUUUCAAGGGAUCCACUGCUAACAUGUCUUUGGGUGGUGGUAAAUCUCCAGCUUUAGAUUUGGCUGUUAAUGCAGCAGUUAAGGCUGGUAUUCAUUUUGCUGUUGCGGCUGGUAAUGAAAAUCAAGAUGCUUGUAACACUUCACCUGCUGCAGCUGAAUUAGCCAUUACUGUUGGGGCUUCCACUAUUUCUGAUUCUAGAGCAUACUUUUCCAAUUAUGGUAAGUGUGUUGAUAUUUUUGCUCCUGGUUUAAAUAUUUUAUCCACUUAUAUUGGAUCUGAGUCUGCUACAGCUGUCUUAUCUGGUACAUCUAUGGCAUCUCCACAUAUUGCCGGAUUAUUAUCAUACUUUGUUUCCUUACAGCCUGGAGCUGGAUCUGAAUUCUUUACAUCUGAUAAGGGAGUUACCCCAGCUCAAUUGAAGAAGAAUUUGAUUCAUUUUGGUUCAAAGAAUAUGUUGUCUGAUAUUCCAGAUGACGGAACUCCAAACAUUUUGGCUUUCAAUGGAGCUGGCCAUAAUUUGACUGCUUUCUGGGGUGAAGAUACUACGACUUCUGGAUCAGUUGUUGCUGAUGAAACUCAUUUGAAUGAACAAUUUGAACAACUUGAAGGUAAGAUUGAAGGAUUGGUUGGUAACUUUCUUAGUGGAAUCAAAAAGAGUCUUGUUUAA
Molecule: messenger RNA, 1596 nt
Organism: Lizanozyma spartinae
Lineage: Eukaryota; Fungi; Ascomycota; Pichiomycetes; Serinales; Debaryomycetaceae
Gene: SUB8
Product: proteinase B
Exons: 1
Coding region: 1-1596 (531 amino acids)
Biological process (GO): proteolysis
Molecular function (GO): serine-type endopeptidase activity
Source: RefSeq, a predicted model, not a curated record